AUGUUUUCGAUUAUCCAAUUCUCUGACGAACAGCAUGAGCAGACAUCCCAAGAACAGGAUUUGCAGAGAUGCCCUCAUUGCAAUGAGCUUGGCCAUGUCCGAAUUAGUAGUCAACACUGCCGUUUCAAUCCUCAACGUGUUGCGAUUCGCGAAGCCAAUGAGAACGAUGUCCCUGUACGCAUGUGCCGCUGUGGUUCAACCGAUCACCAAAGAGUCAGUCAUCAUAGCUACCCUCUGAACUCUGCAAACAUAGAAGGGGCUUCCCAAGAGGAGACCCCUGUUGCAAGAAUCUCAGCCGAGGUGAUACCGCAACGCCAUUCUUCAGGAACCAUGACAGCACAGUGCCCCCAUUGUCAUGCUUGGAUGUGGAUUGAUGAGCGUAACGAAGGAUCAAGAAACAACCCCAAAUUCGAGUUGUGUUGCGGCAAGGGAACCAUUGUGCUUCCUGCUCUUAAAGAAACGCCACCAGAGCUAUCCCAAUUGCUACGAGACAAUACUCCUCGCGCCAAAGAUUUUCGCAAGCACAUUCGAGUUUUCAACAACGCAUUGAGUUUUACAUCUCUUGGUGUCCAAUUGGAUGAUUCGGUUGCCAACUCUGAACAUGGCGCGUACAAUUUUCGUAUCCAUGGAUCUGUGCAUCACCGAAUUGGUGGGUUGCUUCCCAACAACAACGCAACGCCAGCCUUCGCACAAAUCUAUGUCCAUGAUCCUGAUGCAACAGCUGAGCUUAACUCCCGAGCAAAUGCUGCAGGCCGUGGUUUGAGUGGUGUGGAUGAACGUUGGAGGAUGAAUAUACUUGCUGAGCUACAAGCGAUGAUGCAUCGAAUCAAUCCAUUUGUCUAA
Lichtheimia ornata is the source of this 843-nucleotide messenger RNA. RefSeq lists its product as uncharacterized. Bases 1 to 843 code for a protein of 280 amino acids. The transcript is spliced from 2 exons. NCBI's taxonomy places the organism in Eukaryota, Fungi, Mucoromycota, Mucoromycetes, Mucorales, Lichtheimiaceae. The record is from RefSeq and is a predicted model, not a curated record.